Penicillium pulvis is the source of this 1404-nucleotide messenger RNA. RefSeq names its product ATP-NAD kinase-like domain-containing protein. The transcript is spliced from 2 exons. The coding region runs from base 1 to 1404 and encodes 467 amino acids. Gene Ontology annotation, biological process: sphingosine biosynthetic process. Lineage: Eukaryota; Fungi; Ascomycota; Eurotiomycetes; Eurotiales; Aspergillaceae. The record is from RefSeq and is a predicted model, not a curated record. Gene Ontology annotation, cellular component: cytoplasm; membrane; intracellular membrane-bounded organelle.
AUGCAGAAAACGAAGUACGCAACUGAGCAAGCGGUCUGUCAAACCACCCUCUACGUGGAAUCAACGAAGUUAGAACUGGAUGAGGAUGGACUUAAGAUUAUACAAAGGCAAAAACGGUUUGCUUGUCAAAAUCCACUUGAAAUCCGGUACUUGCACGUGCUUUGGGCUCAGGCAACUGCAGAGCAAUUGACGAUUCACUACGCGGCGGAGCGGCACAAAACGCUACACGCGGCGAAGAAAGUAUUUCAGCUACUUGACCAGGGCACUUCUCCUCGAAUCCAGGCCUGGAUUCAGUUGCUCAGGGACCGUGCCUACGGUGAUUCAAAGGCACGAAAGAAUGUGAAGGUUUAUUUGAACCCGUUCUCAGGCAAAGGUUCUGCUGUGAAAUUGUACUAUCGAUAUGCAAAACCUCUUUUCGACGCAGCCCAGUGCCAUAUAGACUUGCAUGAAACUUGUCAUUCUGGCCAUGCUAGUCAGCUGGUCAGAGAAGACCGCGAAAUUGAUGCAUGCGACGCCAUAGUGUGUUGCUCGGGCGAUGGUCUACCAUACGAAGUCAUCAACGGCAUCGCGCUGAGAGAUGACGCUGGUCACAUUUUGAGAAACAUUCCUGUUGUUCAGCUCCCUGGAGGUUCAGGGAACGCAAUGUGCGUCAACAUGUUCAAGACAACCAGCUUCUCCCAUGCCGCGCUCUACACCAUUAAGGGUAUUCGGCAACCAAUAGAUCUCAUGUCAGUCACUCAAGGAGACAAACGAUAUAUUUCGUUUCUGUCACAGAGCGUCGGACUAUUAGCAGAAUGCGAUCUUGAUACCGAGAACAUGCGGUUCCUGGGCGGCAAAAGAUUUGCGGUCGGCUUCCUCCAACGCCUUUUCAACCCUCCCGUGUACGGGUGUGAACUCGCAGUCUACGAUACCACUGGCCAGUCAGAUUCUUACGCUGAUCGUCCUGGCUGUCAGACCAAUGAACAAAGCCGAAGUUUACCCCACUUACAGUUUGGGUCCGUCAAUGACAUCCUCCCGGACAGCUGGAAGCGCGAGCAACACCCAACAUUGGGUAUUUUUUUUGCAGGUCAAUUCCCAUUCGUGGAUGCCAAAUCUAAGGUAUUUCCUGACGCACGGCCUGAUAAUGGACUGGUGGAUAUUAUAAUGGUGGAUUCCGGAAUUGGAGCUUGGAAACUUGUGCAAUUAUUUGAGAGAGUACCGGAAGGCAAUCACUUGGCAAUGCGCGAAGUUCAUCACCGGAAAGUCUCAGCCUACCGGGUCAUUCCCGUUAGGACUCGUGGUGCCUUUAGUAUAGAUGGAGAGAGAUCUUCCUUCCAACCGUUUCAAGUUGAGGUUCAUCCGCAGCUGGGUAUGACACUGGUCCCACCGGUUGGAGUCGAAGAGCAUAGAUUAGGACAUAAUUAG